CCUUUGUGCUCCCAGCAUGCAUCCGCGACUACUCCGCGGGAAACAAAAAUGGCGAGCGGCGGCGCUGCGGCCGGGCCGGCGGUGAGGCGGCUCUGACCCCUCCGCCGCCGGGGGGGCACCGAGCGCCCGGCCGCGCCGCGCGGGUUCUGCGCCGGCUGCUUUCCUUGCGCGAGGCGGUCGACACAACCGGAGAGACCGAAUGAGAGACUCUACGGCAGUGGGUAAUUCACUGGUCCAUAAGCGCUCUCCUGUACGUCGAAGCCAUAAGACCUCAGCAUCUCUGACCAAGCUGUCGUUACAUGAUGGACAGAAGGCCAAGAAGCCACUGUGUAAAUUUGAAGAAGGUCAGGAUGUCCUAGCUAGGUGGUCAGAUGGCUUGUUUUAUCUUGGAACUAUCAAAAAGAUAAACAAACUGAAACAGAACUGCUUCAUUAUAUUUGAAGAUAGUUCCAAAUCUUGGGUUCUCUGGAAGGACAUACAAACAGGAGCCACUGAAAGUGGGGAAAUGGUCUGUACAAUAUGUCAGGAAGAGUAUUCAGAAGCACCGAAUGAAAUGGUUAUAUGUGAUAAAUGUGGGCAAGGUUAUCAUCAGCUGUGCCAUACACCAAAUAUUGAUGCCAGUGUGAUUGAUUCAGAUGAUAAAUGGCUCUGUCGACAGUGUGUCUUUGCAACAACAACAAAGAGGGGUGGUGCGCUUAAGAAGGGACCAAAUGCCAAAGCACUGCAAGUCAUGAAACAAACGUUACCGUAUAAUGCAACAGACCUUGAGUGGGAUGCGGGACAUAAAACCAACAUCCAGCAGUGUUACUGCUACUGUGGAGGUCCUGGAGACUGGUAUCUGAAGAUGUUGCAGUGCUGCAAAUGUAAGCAGUGGUUUCAUGAGGCUUGUGUGCAGUGCCUCCAAAAGCCCAUGCUUUUUGGUGACAGGUUUUAUACGUUCAUUUGCUCAGUUUGCAGUUCUGGACCAGAAUACCUCAAACGUUUACCCUUGAGAUGGGUAGAUAUAGCACAUUUAUGCCUUUACAACCUAAGUGUUAUUCAUAAGAAGAAAUACUUCGAUUCAGAGCUUGAACUCAUGGCCUACAUUAAUGAAAACUGGGAUAGGUUGCAUCCUGGUGAGCUAGCAGAUACACCAAAAUCUGAAAGAUAUGAGCACGUACUGGAGGCAUUAAAUGAUUACAAGGCCAUGUUUAUGUCUGGAAAAGAAAUAAAGAAAAAGAAGCAUUUGUUUGGCUUGAGAAUUCGUGUUCCUCCUGUGCCACCAAAUGCUGCUUUAAAGGCUGAGAAAGAACCUGAAGGAACUUCUCAUGAGUUCAAAAUUAAAGGCAGAAAAUCGUCUAAACCAAUCCCUGAUGUGAGGGAAUUAAGUAAUGGUAUAGAAAGAAAGGGGAAGAAAAAAUCAGUAGGUCGCCCACCUGGUCCCUAUACAAGAAAAAUGAUUCACAAAACUCCAGAGUCAUCUGCUCUGGAUAAUGAACCAGUUCCAGUGAUGGAGACUCCAGCCUUGGAAUUACCCUGCACUGUUGGGAAAUCUGAUGGAACUGCACAUUCAUCCAAUACCUCAGAUGUGGAAUCCACAGGUGCUGCCAGUAUGAAAGAAACUACCUCAUCUAGCAUUUCCAGACAUUAUAGUUUAUCUGACUCGAGAAAAAGGACUCGUACGGGAAGAACCUGGCCUGCUGCAAUACCACAUUUGAGGAGAAGAGGUCGCUUUCCACGAAAAGCACUGCAGACUCAAAAUUCAGAGAUUAUGAAAGAUGAUGAGAGCAAGGAAGAUUACCAGUACGAUGAACUCAAUACGGAGAUUCUGAACAACUUGGCAGACCAGGAGUUGCAGCUCAAUCAUCUGAAGAACUCGAUCACUAGCUAUUUUGGUGCAGCAGGUAGAAUAGCUUGUGGGGAAAAGUACCGUGUGUUGGCUCGUCGGGUGACCCUUGAUGGAAAGGUGCAGUACCUUGUGGAGUGGGAAGGAGCCACUGCAUCCUGACUGUAGGACUGAACAUUAUGUUCACUGCACUGUCAUCUGUAAGUACAGCUCAUAAUGCAGAGCCACGGGAGAAACGUCUUUAUAUCUGUUUAUAAAAACAAAACAAAACCAGUUUAGCCUUAACAUGUAAUUGCUAUCAUUACAGAUCUUGUGAUAAAGACUUAUCUUUUUAAAAUCUGAUCUGAAACUUAAAUUUUUUAAUCUGAGCAUUGUUAGGUUGUUUUAGGUUGGGAUAUUUUGGGUUACAAUUGCUUAAAAAUGUGCAUGAUGUUUUUAAGAAAAAGACAUUUUCUAGAGAACAUUCCAUGGAUACAGUUAUUGUGAUUUAGAGAAAAUAUGUAGAUAGCACAAAUCUUUGAAAAAUUUUGGUUUGUUUUCUUACCCAAAUGUUUGCAGAAAUGUAUUUCUAUUUCAAUACUUUCUAGAUUUCAUAAGUGCAGUGUAUAUAAUGCCUACUGAAGACUGUAAAAUACUGAAGUUUUCUUUCAAACAAAGUGUAAAGAAAAAAAAGACAAAAAUAUAAUGAGCCUGUAAAUUGCUCUGUGACCAGACUUCAUUGUUGUCUUAAUAUAUUCUUGUGUGUGCGUGUGCCCAUGUGUGCGUGUAUACACACGUAUAUACGCACACGCAUACCCGUGCGUGUAUAUAUGUGUGGUUGUGACCUAUGCAAUACAAAUUAUGGGAUCAGGCAGCUUCUGAGAAUACAUCCCAUAAUUCUGUUUCAGGAAUAGUCGCCAGUAUUUACACAGCAGCAUUUUUUCUCAGGCUUAUUGCGUGCUGUUGCUUUCUGUGUGCUUGGGACAGUGUCAAACCAGUGCAGCGCAUUCUGGCAGUGGGCACGGUCACUGAUGUCCAUGUGCUCGAGGGAAUAUGUCACUUUGUUUUCCAUGUGAAUUAACUGUUAAACAAUGCAGGAUCUGAACUUCUCGAAAUGAACUCGACUAGAAAUAGCAAUUUGGAGAGCUACACACGGAUUGUAAAUUCUGUGUCCCAGUUCUAAACUCGGCUGGCAGGAGUCGCACACGAGGUUCCUGUGUACCUGUAGAAACAGUCAUGUUCCGGUAGAGGCAGUGUGAACAAAGUGUAUUAUUGCACAGGGUCAACAAGCGGUUUGUUGCCAUUUGAAGUAACAUUACUGAUUUUAUUGCAACCUUACCUCUUUUGUUUUUAUAAAAUGUACCAAGUUUUAAAUUGAUGAGUUUAUUUUACUUGUUUUUAGAAAAAAAAAAAGUAAAAAAAAAAAUCUCUUGCCAGUAUUACAUGUUUUUUCUUUGUCUACUACUUUCGAGGGGGUUUUAGCCAAAGAGUAAACAGAAGGAUGUUUUUACUUUGGUCUCUCACUGUACUGCAUACGGUUAGUUUCCACAAGGAUAAAACUGUGCAACGCACAUGAAUGACAGAGUGGUUUGAGAUGUCCUGCCUGGGUUAGUAGUUGCUUAGUCCAUUACUUGAGUAUUUGACUUUUUCUGCUCAUCUUGAACAUCUUGAGAAGGUGACUUAUUUUUUUUUUCCCCCCAUCACCUUGUAGCCAAAGGAAGCAGAAAAAGCUUUUUAUCCUGUGCUUGAUGUAUCGCUGGCCAGGUGAUAUUAGCUUUACGAAAAUGCUAAUUAAAAACUGCUACUUCUGUUUACCUUCACUAAAAUUAGUGUUUUUUUUCUCACACCCUCAGCUAUUAAUUUAAUGUUGUUGCCUUGCCUGUAGCUGCAAUAUUUUGAUAACACAGUGACUUCAUGUUAAUUUUUGAAUGUUUAUUUUUUGGGAUAAAGCAAAAUGUAAAGCCUUUGUAACCCUACCCACACCAUCGGUAUCUGUCUUUAUUGUUUCACUGUAUCUGUGUCCUUUAAUUCUAACUGAACACCAGCAGUAUUUUUCAUAAAGUUUCUUUCGAAGAUAAAUUUUGGAAUGUACUUGGGGACUUUAGAGGAGGGGGAGAAGAUACUUGUCAGACUUAAACUAUCUAUAGACUUAACUAUUGUGAAUGUCCUCGUUUCAUUUUAUUACGAUGGUUGACUUGGCUCUGAUGUUCAGUUUGUAUUUUUGGAACUGCUUAUUUCUUAGAAUUAAAAGACCAACAUUAAAUGUGUGUAUUUUCUGAGAGAGAAGAAUGAGUUUUGAUUCUGAAUUCUUGGGCAGUACAUACUCCGUGGCACCCUCCCAUUCGUUGUUUCUCUGUCUCUGACUUUGCCAUUGCCGUCCUGGAGACGCUUGCCCUGCACGUGGACCCUGACUGGUAUUCUGACUGCGCUUGAGGGUUGUGUUGAGACAAGGUGUCCUGCUGGAAAGUGCUGCAGUGGUGCUGUUGAAGAGACAGCUAGAGUAGAGGUUAAAGCACGCUCACAAAUGCCUUUCUCUCAUUUUGUGUGAAUUUCACUGUAUGUGUGAAUGGAAUGUGGAAAGGACAAAUCCCAAUGUGCUGUAGCUGCCAAUUUUGUUUGUGACUUAAUCACCGUAUGUAUGUGUGUCUGUAAAUGUAUGUAAUGCAGCUGUGUUGUGAUCACUGAAUUGGAACCAUAUCUCUAUGUGCCAAAUUUGAUAUUUCUCCAUUAUUAUUUGUAUUACGGUAGUAUUUAGGUAGCUAAAGCAUCUCUUGAGGCCAUUCUGAAACUGCAGGAGUCACGUCAACAAGACAGCAAGGAAAUAGCGGCACGAUACUGGUCACAAUUGUAGAAUAAUCUUUGUAGUAAACUGCUUGUCAAAUUGUUGUUCUCAACAAAAACCUCAAGAAGAAUUUUGAACAAAAAAAUACGCUUUUCCAUGCAUAACAGGCAUUUUCACAGAAUCACAGAAUCACAAGGUUGGAAAGGACCCAUUGGAUCAUCGAGUCCAACCAUUCCUAACACUCCCUAAACCAUGUCCCUAAGUACUUCAUCCACCCGUUCCUUAAACACCUCCAGGGAAGGCGACUCGACCACCUCCCAUUUCAGUGAGAUUAAAGAGGAAUCCUAAAAAAUCUCAGUGUAAUAUGGAAAACAAGAUUUUAACUUGAAGACAGGAAUAAACAAAGAGGCCUUGGAAGUAAAGACAAGCAGUUUGUUGUCUGGGGGCCAGAGUGAGGGAGAAAUGAGUGAGCAGAAAAACAGUUGUACCUGUGGGACGUCCUGCUAAAGUGAUUGCCAGUGUUAUAUCUUAAAAGGAGAUUGUUGAAUUCAGACGGAACAUGCCAAGGCUGGAGACAGAGCAAUAGUCAGAACACAGUGAAUAAGGAUGAAGUGGAUGGGAGUGUCAGCGCAGUGGGAAGAGGAGUCGUCUUGCAAAGGCUGUGCAGGUAACAAUUUCAGGCUUAAAAUUGUUUUACUACUUUUAAUUCCUUAACAUGUGCCUGAAUGAAAUCUAACACUGCAGUUAUGAUAUGAUAGCAGAAAAUGGUAUUUUGUGGAAGUGAAGAAAAGGUUUAAGGAUAGCGAGUUGUUUGGUUAAUGCUGAACUCAGGCUGAUGGCUUAACACCCGUGUGGAGGUGUUGGAUCUAUUGAGAUCCUGGUGUUGGCAGAAACAUGUGAGGGAAAAAUCCCAGUUGUCAACCUAAAGCUUGUAGAAAAGUUGUUUUCCUGUAGGUGAGAUAUAAAGGAUUAGAGAGCAGUCCCUGAAGAAAGUUGGAAGAGGAAUGACCACUCCUUGUGCACUCAUAUUCUAUUUGGACAGGUAGCAGAUGGAAACUUGGUAGAUGCUAAAGGAAGAAAGGGACCGAGAGCUUACGGGUUCCAAGUCUCACCAAAGGUCCUCAACUACAGCAGCUGAUAGCAUGAAAGGAGGAGAUGGAAUUCAGAUGCUGCUGGUGUAACUUUAGCAGUGUAGGUGUUUACUAUUAAAAUUUUAAUGGUUUUGAUUUUUAUUAUUUCAUUACUGUUAUCUUUACCUGUAAUAAAAAUCAACAAUAACCUUAAGUAAAUUGUUGAGUUUGAAAAGAGAAUUAUACAGUAAGGCACCCCUUAUUCUGCUCUGCAGUGACGUGCAGUCACAGUGCUUCCUCACCUCUGUGCUGGCAUUCCUCUUGAACCAACAGUGAGUUUCUGUGGCAGGAAACUGCUGGAGUGGGGGAAGCAAGGAACGCAGGGAAGAGGAUGGGCUUUUAACAGGAGCCCUGUUAAAAGCCUUAAAAGCCCUAAAAUCUCACAAUAACCAAGAGUUGCAAGCCUCCUGUCUGCACCAGAAGCUGGCAAGCUUUAAAAUGUAGCGGUCUUAGAAUGGUUCUUACAAGUUCCUUGGCCUUUUCUAGCUUCAUUUUCAAGUCCUCAGAUACAGCUCAAUCUACUUAGUUCCAGACUGUCUUAAUUACUGUUGGGCCUAAUGAGUCUUUAGGACUGACUAGUGUAAAUGCUUAUUUUAAAAAUAAGGAGGGUGUGGGGGGGAAGUAAUUGCUGUGGCUGGUAGAAUAAAAGUUUUUUAACAAGGUGGUCUUAUUGCUGUACCACAGGGUCAUGGGCUCUGAGGAGAGGUGUGCGAUGGGCUCAUGCCAGCCUGAGGUACAGGAAUGUUUCUGUUGUAGGAAGGAGUUUAAGGCUUGGGGUAUUGCUUCUUGCAGUGCAUGCUGAGACCAGCAAAGAGAGCUUCGGCUGCGUUACUUGUGUCUUUGUCCAGCACAGCUAUUGACAGUCCUCAUUGUGAUUUCAUCUUCCUUCCACUGCGAAUCGCUGUCUGGCAAUAGAAUGCUGUGCCCUGGUGUUUGAGAUCUGCUCCAGGACAAAAAAAGGAAGUUCCUGAUCAUUACUUCAACAAUGUGGUUUGCAGGCUUCCGGACAGACCCCGGCUCCUCCGGAUGGUGAACAAGCUCGGAUUUGUCAUGUGCGUUACUCGAUUAAGCUGAAAAAAUCUCCAAAACUUCAAGCUUUUAGUCUUAGGAUCUUGAGUAUUCUCUUACGAAUUAUGUGAAAUUAUUACAUAUUGACUACUAGUAGUUUAUAGAUGUACUUCUUAAUUGGUAGAGUUUAUAUUUUGUGAUAAUGCUUUCUUGUCUUUGUUGUAUUUCUGCUUAGGUGUUUAUUUUAAGAUGUUGACCAUACCUCAUAAGAAGUGAAAAUAUUUACAUUGUGAAAUAAACUGUUUCUUUAGGGAAGGGAAAAAGAAGAAUUAAUGGAAGUGCUCAGCAGGUCAUCAGAUGCCAGUCAGUAUUUGCUGCUGAAAAAUACUUUUUUUUUCCUUUAAUUUUUCCUCAAGAGUUUCACGUGACAUCUGUACCACUCUAACUGGGAAGUGCAUAAGCCUGCGCAUAAGUUAACCUUAUGGAGACAAAGUACCUGCUGUGAAACCCUUUCCAGAAGGGGUUUCUGAAGACACGUGGCUGUUGUGGUUUUGAGUGCGAGUGCCAGUUUGCUACUGUCUUUCUGAGGUAGCAAAAGCAUAAAUUCCCUUCAUCUCCUCUCUGGGAUGUUGCCUCUCACCUUUUCGAGGUGAGAAACUUGGGACUUGGUUUCAUUGCUAACAAGUACCUCUCAACUAGGGGACUCGGUUCAGUUGCUAACACAUCCCCCAUGUCUAGUUUGAAGCCACAGGUGCUGUUUUGACGCUGAGCUGUCCUGACCCAGGCUUUGCAGUCUCGCGCUGUUGAGCACAGCACCUCACCGGUCUCUGCAGGAUGUGACCUCUGCUGUCACUUUGCACCAGGCGGUACUUGGGGUUCUUCCUGGAUUCGCUCCUGACCUCAUUGCCUGCAGAACUGCAAGCGAUGCUGUUCUGUGUGUAUGCAAUGAACUGCAGGUGCGUUACAGAGUGUAAGUAUUAAUUGAUGUGCAAAUACUGGGGGGCAGAAAGCUCCUUCUUGACUUGCACCUGCUAACUUCAAAGCCAAAUCUGUUUUCUGUUACGAAGAUCAGAGGUUGAUAUUGUUCUGACCUGACACCUAUGUGAAUCUUAAGUUAUCUGCACUGAUUUUGGGUUACAGCGAUAAGAAGAGAAUUUGUGCUUUUCAUUUCUUUCUCAUUCAGUGCUCAUUAUUAAAAAGGAAGUCUUAGCUUGGCAUACUUGAUAUUUUUCAGCCUUCAUAUGAAGGAAAGAUGCUUUACCUUGUAAAAUGAAGAACACAAACACAGGUUUAAACUUAUUGAAAAUCUUAGUUUUGCAUAAUUUUAUUCAACAUCUGUAAGUCUUAAAACAAUUCUGAAUAAAAAGUUCAUUAAGAAAACUAGAUUUUUAUUCUCCUUUGUAAAUUUUCUACAAUGAAAAGCAAUCUACUCUUCAAAAUUCAAAUGAGAUUUAGCUGCAAAUUAAAAUGGUAGAUCCUUCACCUAUGAUGAGCAUGUUCCAGCUGCCAGAGUCAAAGCACAGUUACAGUUAAGAGUUCUUCCCUGUUUUGUUUUCUGUAAUGAACCUUGAGUGGGGAGAGAAUACAGCCAGAGCUCUUCCUUGCUAACAAUUCCUUCCAGAUGAACUCUGCUGUUUGUUUUCCUUCUGCCAGACUGCUGUGG
This is a messenger RNA of Cuculus canorus (common cuckoo), 8387 nucleotides long. RefSeq names its product metal response element binding transcription factor 2 (gene MTF2). Gene Ontology annotation, molecular function: chromatin binding; DNA binding. The transcript has 15 exons. Gene Ontology annotation, biological process: chromatin organization; regulation of DNA-templated transcription. Lineage: Eukaryota; Metazoa; Chordata; Aves; Cuculiformes; Cuculidae. Gene Ontology annotation, cellular component: nucleus. The record is from RefSeq and is a predicted model, not a curated record. Bases 200 to 1987 code for a protein of 595 amino acids.